This is a messenger RNA of Lottia gigantea (owl limpet), 1638 nucleotides long. RefSeq lists its product as hypothetical. The record is from RefSeq and is a predicted model, not a curated record. The transcript has 4 exons. Bases 1 to 1638 code for a protein of 545 amino acids. Lineage: Eukaryota; Metazoa; Mollusca; Gastropoda; Lottiidae.
AUGUGGCAGUAUUUUUUAUUUCUAGUUAUUGGUUGUAAGAUGACUGAUGCAAUGAAUAAACCAAAAUAUUUGUGGCCAUUGAGCGGAUUGUCGAACGAUUUAGAGGUCAUGACCGAUCAAAAUAAUAGUUCACUAUCUGACUGUUUUCCCACUGGACCAGGACAUCCGGAUUUGAACUAUACCUCAUUAUAUUUUGAUGGAACUCAAUAUCUUGAUGUCAGGAUACCGUCCGACCCAAAUAUUACAGACUCAGAUAUAGCUUUUACCCUCUUCUUCAAAACAGAAACUAAUAAGGGUGUAUUAUUUCAUUAUGAAGCAGAUUACCAAACCACUGUCCAAGGUAUAUUGACUAUGCACGCAGAAGUAAUAGCGGGGAAUGUAACGGCAACUAUGAAAGUAACCGAAAAUUGUUCGUUGACGUCCAUUUGCGGUUCCCCGAACUCUGUAUUAAACGUUACACUAAACUCAUGGACGAUGGUAGUGUUAGUAUAUAAUUUCAAUGACAGCAGGUUAUCGCUCUAUGUGAACAACAAGACACAAAUAAUUUCCAUAAACCACUUAAAGAGUUGUUCUUUAAUUACCCCUGGAAGACUCACAUUUGGUGGGAGUAAAUACAUAGGAUCAAUGACAGGCGCUGCCUUGUAUAAUUCAGACUCGGGAUUUGAUGAACAGGAUCUUCUCAAAAAUGCUUUAAAGAGUAACUGGUCAUGGAAUCCACCAGAUCCACCAUGCUUUUUAUCAUCACAUGUUUGGACAAUGGAUAACAAAGGAUUUACAAAGGAUAUGAAAACCUUCAAAAAAAAUGAGCACAAAUGCCUACGAUUUGGAGACGAGCAUCCAAAUUUACCAAAUAAUGCCAUACUCAUGGAUGGUUCGUCUUUAUCUGUAUUGCGCCUAGAGAUUAAUGGUGAGGAGUUGGAUUCCAACUUUACUUUGGUUAUAAAUAUCUAUGUACAGAAACCAACUUCAGGUUCUCUUCUAAAUAUUACCGAUAGAUAUGAGCAGAAACUCUUUGAUUUAAGCAUAGGCGAAAAUUUUAUAGUUCUGCGGGCAUUUCUUAUAAACGGUACUGAAUGUGGAUUCAUUUCGACAGCAAAUAUGUUUAAUACCAGUACAUGGUACUUGGUUGGAAUAAGGAGAGAUAUUUCCAAUGGUACGAUGGCAAUUGUUAUCAAUAAUGACAUCAUUAACAGUGCAUUCGAUUCGUGUGGCAUGUUUAAUCAAAGUGGAAUGUCAUUUGUGGAGAUUGGCAGUUGGGACACAAAUACUCCUGGAUACAGAGGUUUUAUCAGAUGUUUGGUCAUGUUCAGUAUUGUUGAUUCUAAUAUCAUCUUCUCUAACCACGAUACCUGUCUCAACGAAGCUGAUAAUGUCUCAUCGGAUUUAAAGAACAAAUGCACCAUGCAAUUGCCAAGAAGAAGAAAGUACGAUUUAUUAAAAUCGGACAUGAUCAUCUCAAGCAGUUUGGCACCAUUGGCUGUUUAUGAUUCUACACCUCAAGUAAAAUGUGCUUAUUAUUGUUUCCGACACCGGUAUUGCCGAUCUUUCACUUUUUUUAACAAUAGAUGUUCGAUGUACGAUCUAGUGACAUUGGCUGGUUUAGCAGAGGCUCCUGGAGCCACUUAUUACGCAAUCUAA